Messenger RNA from Postia placenta MAD-698-R-SB12, 2457 nucleotides. RefSeq lists its product as hypothetical. The record is from RefSeq and is a predicted model, not a curated record. Gene Ontology annotation, molecular function: hydrolase activity. Bases 1 to 2457 code for a protein of 818 amino acids. Lineage: Eukaryota; Fungi; Basidiomycota; Agaricomycetes; Polyporales; Adustoporiaceae. The transcript is spliced from 16 exons.
AUGGGUGUCAACACGCUCUCCGCUGCGGCAUACAUCGCGCCAGGUAUGGCUUUCCAUAUUGUUCAGGCGUUCAUUGAGAUGGGCACUCACAAUACCACGGAGUCACUUCAAGCUUUCACCAAUACCCAUGUCCCUGCGCCACCUUGGGCGGCUGUCGCGCCCGUGCAGAUACCCUUGUCGUCGUGCAAUAAAGCCGCUGACGUGUUGGUUGACUGGUUCGGUCCAGACGAUCUGAAGUGCGUUGUCGGUGGCGAGCGCUGGUGGCAGAUCAGAGGAAUGGAUGGUAUUGACUGCGAGUGGGUCACCGAGAAGAAAUUUCUUGACCGAAUCAUGUCUAUCAAUGGGGAGAAGCUCACAGACACCGAAAGAGAAAUACUCCAGAUGGAACACCUGGAAACUGUCAUGCUUUACGUUCAUGGAGGCGCGUAUUUCUGGGGCUCCAUCAACACCCACAGGUAUCAGAUAAUUCGAUAUGGUACCACUUAUGCCCUCAAGGCAGAUUUCUACUUGACAGCACCUCCCCCAGGCGCUGUACACCAACCUGUCCAUCCAUCAAAGAUUGUCUUCGCUGGGGACUCAGCAGGCGGAGGCUUAUGCCUCACAGUCCUCACGAUCUUGAGAGACAUGGGCAUUCCUCAGCCCGCUGGCGCAGUUCUCAUUAGCCCCUGGGUAGACAUGACACAUAGCUUUCCGAGUGUUAUGCAGAACAUGGCUACGGAUAUAAUCCCUCCGCAUGGCUUUAUUUACAAGCCAUCGCCUACAUGGCCCAUUGAUCCCCAUCUGGGAGAAGGGCGCGCGCGAGUAAUACCAACACAGACCAACCCUCCACCGCACCCAGGACAUGCGGACACACUGCAGCCUAGCGAAGGCAGGCUGGUUGAUCAGGUGGGGGAACGGUUGGAUAAGAGUGCUGAACGAGGCGAAGACGUUCACACUGGAGACCUGUCCGAAGGCUCCCACGUCGAAAGCCAAGCAGAGAUGUUCAAAAACUCUGAAAAGGAAACACCAGAUCAGCCUGAAUACAAUCGCGGGCGCAGGAUGUCACUACACUCGAAAGAGCAGCAGCAGCCUGAUGAACCGGAUGGGCCUGUCUCCGCAGCUUCAAGCGGUCACGGACAGGCGAAGUCAGCCGGCCAGGACCCUAACUAUGAUGCCGCCAUCGACUUCUGGGAGCCGAAGCCGCCGAAGGUGUUCAUGGAUGAUCCAAACGCCAAGCCACUCGAACUUCGUUCCCAAAUCCAGCUGUACGCAACUAACGAGCAGCUCACGCAUCCGCUGGUCUCGCCGAUUCUGCAAGGCUCGCUUGGAAACCUUUGCCCCUUGUACAUCCUGGCUGGCAACGGAGAGGUUCUCAGAGACGAGAUCAUUUACAUGGCUCACAAAGCAGCACACCCGAAAGAGUACCCGGCACGAGAAGGUAUACUCAGGGCAGGGCGACGGCAGAGGGAGAACGCAGAAAAAUUCCAAGAGCCGACGAGGGUCCAUCUCCAGGUUUACGACGGCAUGUGCCACGUGCUGACCGUUUUCACCUUCACCGACAGUGCAAAAUAUGCGUAUAGGUCGAUCGCGCAGUUUGUAAGACAUGUCACGACACAGAGUGCAGACCAUCUGGAGCGCAACCCUUUCCCUGAGUUGCAUGUCCCUCCUGAUGAACCUGUGUCGGACUCCGAGGAAGACGAUGAGAGUCACUCGACAUCGCAGCGUGUGACAAAGAAUGACGAGAAAGCCGUUGAGGACAAGAUGCCCAUUGCUACAUCCUCCUCCGGCACCGACCGCUACCGCCAAAAUCAGGAGAAGGCAAAAGAGGAAGACCUUCCACGCGUCAUCAUGCUCAGGGAACGUGUCGAUAUCUUCGGCAAGGUUAGACCUAUGGAAGCCACGCAAGAGAUCGAAGCGUUGCAUUUGGAGCCUUCGAGUGUUGGUCUAAUCAAAGAGGCCCCUGUGAGGCGAUGGCUUACUGGUCAGGAGCAGUGGGACAAGAAGUAUAAACGUGCUGCCGACAAAGUCAUUACCAAGCGACGUCAGUGUGAACGCAAAGCAGAAAGACUGCUACGCAAUGCCAUGGAGCAAGGGAACAUCCACAUGAGUGACGAUCGACCACAGCCACAGCACAGGUCCUCUGAGGCCUCAAUCGCUUCUCGCCCGUCUGGUGAGAUUGUGGCAGACAGACGUUGGGGUCCUCUGGAUCUUGGUGACGAGAAACCCGCGCCGAGUGCCAUUGCUGGACGAAGGGACACUCCCGAGGCUGUUGCGUUGCUCAAGAAGAGCAUAUAUCACACUGCACCUGCAACACAUCGGAUGGUUCCGAAGCUCAAGACCUCUGACGCUAUCCGAGCCGCAUUCGAUCCUGAAGACCAUCCCACCAAGGCACCCCAACAAUCGGUCUCUGAACAACAGAUACACCCACACGGCAUACCAAUACAUGGUCUCCGAAUCUGGCAAUCACUCUUAACGUGA